Engraulis encrasicolus (European anchovy) is the source of this 1518-nucleotide messenger RNA. RefSeq names its product HEXIM P-TEFb complex subunit 1 (gene hexim1). Gene Ontology annotation, biological process: negative regulation of transcription by RNA polymerase II; negative regulation of cyclin-dependent protein serine/threonine kinase activity. The transcript is spliced from 2 exons. NCBI's taxonomy places the organism in Eukaryota, Metazoa, Chordata, Actinopteri, Clupeiformes, Engraulidae. The record is from RefSeq and is a predicted model, not a curated record. The coding region runs from base 161 to 1267 and encodes 368 amino acids. Gene Ontology annotation, molecular function: cyclin-dependent protein serine/threonine kinase inhibitor activity; 7SK snRNA binding. Gene Ontology annotation, cellular component: cytoplasm; nucleus; nucleoplasm.
CAGAAGCGUACAGGAGAGUUCGCUGAUGAGAGAUGCGCUCGUUUCAACACCGAGAAACAGACAGUUGAAGACGGAGUGGAAAGAGUUAACGAUAGCACUCAUAAAUAGCUGAAGAAUUCAGUAGUCAAAAUUGCAGUGGACGCGGUGGGAGUGUACAGUUAUGGAGCUCAUUACUACCAAAGGCGAUGUAAACUCGGAGGAUGACAGCAGGGGGCAGCAUCGAGACGGGCAACAGAGGGACAUCGUCGCUAGGAAACAAGUGCAAAGAAAUCAGCUGGAGGUGUGUCCUGGACUGGUUUCUGGAGACACACACCCGAUGUGCCGUGGGCACAAUCGUGGUGAUCUGGAGCCGAGAGCCGGCGAUGCCGCAGGAGAGGAUGGAACGGUUGCGGAAAAGACACCCGGUUUACCGAGGAGCGAGAGGGACAAUCAGAGCAAGAGGAAUUCUGGUGGGUCCGGUUCCGCGACCCAGCCCGACCCAGCGAUGUCAGAUGGCAGGCAGGGGGGCAAGAAGAAGCACCGACGCUCCAAGAACAACAAGAAGAAGCGACGCUGGAAGCCGUACUACAAACUGUCAUGGGAGGAGAAAAAGGAACUGGACGAACGAGAAACCAUACGGGCGUCGAGAGUUCGAGAGGAGAUGUUCGCUAAAGGGUUACCCGUGGCUCCCUACAACACCACCCAGUUCCUGAUGGACGAGCACGAUCGGGAAGAGCCGGAUCUCAACACGGAACUCGGUGCCGGUGGCCAAAGGCGCUCCUUCGGUGCCAUCCGCUCCGAGGACACGGCCAGCGAGGAAGACUACUUCGAGCAAGAGGAGGAAGAGGACGAGGAGGCGGACUGUGGGAGCGAUGGCAUGGGGAGACCCGGGCAGGCAGGUGGCGCGUUUCUCCAGAAGGACUUCUCCGAAACUUACGAGCGAUACCACGUCGAGACGCUGCAAAACAUGUCCAAGCAAGAGCUGGUGCAGGAGUACCUGGAGCUGGAGAAGUGCAUGUCGCGACUGGAGGAAGAGAACAACCGGCUGCGCAACGUCCAAGGCGGGGGCGCCGAGGGGACAGCAGGCGAGGGCGAGACCCCUGGCCCUGCUGCUGCCGCCACCGACGGAGCGCAGCGUCUUCGGGAGUUGGAGAGCGAGCUGGAGAGACUGAAGGCGCAGAAUAGCGAGUUGCUACAGCAGAGCCAGCGGUACAGGGAGCAGGGCAUUAACGGCGCCACACAAGGGACUGACACUGGACAACAGCCAACGCAUGAUGGCACCAAGUGAUGGACACGUUUGGUUAUGUACGAGUUCUGUUUUAUUUGUUUAUUCAUCUGAACAUUCAUUUCUUUCUCUUUUUUGACUGUAAGUUUCAGUACUGCUAUUUAGGCUCUUAGUUCCUGUUAAUGGAGAACGAUCUGCGAAUUAGAUUCCAUCCAGAAUGUCUAUUUUAUGUGUAAAUGAAAUAUAGCUAACGAUUUUACAAAUGCGUCACGUAGUCAUUCUUGCAAUUAAAAGGUCGACUCGAACUAACAAAA